Grus americana (Whooping crane) is the source of this 11564-nucleotide messenger RNA. Its product is annotated as meiosis-specific coiled-coil domain-containing protein MEIOC-like. NCBI's taxonomy places the organism in Eukaryota, Metazoa, Chordata, Aves, Gruiformes, Gruidae. The record is from RefSeq and is a predicted model, not a curated record. The transcript is spliced from 7 exons. Gene Ontology annotation, biological process: mRNA stabilization; meiotic cell cycle; female meiosis I. Bases 2432 to 4882 code for a protein of 816 amino acids. Gene Ontology annotation, cellular component: cytoplasm; nucleus.
AAAUAGGUUAAGCCUGUCCUUAAGAAGCUAAAUUUCUGCUUGCAUGGCAAUGCUGCAUACUUCAGAGAAGAGAACUUCUAUACUCAUAACAAGGACAUGGUCAAACAAAGUGCCGCCCCUGGUCAUUACAAGUCACAGGUAAAUAGCAAGAAAUAAAAAAUGGACACUCAAUUAUUUUCCCCAUUAUUAGGAGCAAUUGCUAGUACGCCACCUCCGCUAGAAUCUUCCCGUCUGUAUAGUGACUGGUCAGCAUGUGGAGAGGAUAUUAGCUCAAAAACUUCUUUUCAAGACUGCACAAAGAAACGGGGCAGGUUUACUCACUGCCAUGAACUUGGUGCCAGGCUGGACAUUACUAUUCUGUUUGGUAUAGUUCCAUGCAAUUUGGUAUGGUUUUGCCUUUUCUGUGUGCUGUUUAUUUUCAUGGAUUCUUUUCAUGUUGCUCUACCUUGGUAGGCAGUAAGUUGUCUUACAGCACUGGGGGCAAAAAUGCGAUUCCUCGGUGCUGCAGAGUCAAGGGGUUUUAUGACAAGUGUUUUCUGGUACCAAACCAUAGAGAAUAAUAGCUGCUGACCUUGGACUUGAGAAAACUGAAUUCCUGUUAUGCUGGGAUUUUUGAUGUUAAUUUUGCUUGUCCUGUUGUUGAUAGCAGCUACUUUAGUUGGAGACCAGUAGACAAGAACGUAGUUGACUUCUUUUCCACAUGUGUCAGUGUGUCUCAUGGGAACUAUCUUCCUGAUGCGCCCUGAAAAGAUUUUUACGAUACAAGAUGCUUCCUGACACAUUACAUUACCAAGAAUGUUCAGAUUGCUGGUAGUGAACAGUGUUGGCUUGAGACACAAGGAGUGAAGGGUUCUAGUCCCUUGUUUGAACAAGUGACUUCAUUAAGAAAUAGAAUUGGUCAGUGAUUCAGGUUGUCCUGAAUUCACUUCAGGUUGAAUUCCAUUGUAGUGCUUCUGGUGUAUGCACCAGAAGGAACAGCUGAACAUUUCAUCUCACUUCUGUCUAGUCUGUAAAAUUUGUUUGUGCAAUUUUAGACUUGCUGCUGUCCUGUGCUUGUUCUUUGUAGGAGUUUUUUUUUCUGUUGUAGUCCAAUCGGCUUCCUGCUGCCCUGUCUGCAGUUCUUUUUAAUUUUUAAUUUCCAUGCCACAUUGUAAACUGACUCUGAUCUCUCCCUUGCUGAAAAUCAUCAUAUAGAUGCAGGCUUUCAUCUAUGAUCUCCAGUUGGCUGCAGAAAUUGGAAAUAAAUAGGCCUCCUUUAGAAAAAAAAAAAGUCUGCCAUCUGACAGGCACAAAAGAGAUCCAGUUUUCAAAUAUCAGUUACAGUCCUACAUUCAUAAAACAUUUUCAAGAAUCUUUGCACUUAUGUAUAUCCUAAAUAAAACCAUGUAGACCAGAUUCUGUACAGAGGAAACUGAAUGGUCAGGAAGUAAAUAAUAGAGGUAGGUAAAAGACAAAACAUUGUGAGGUCUUAAAAGCUAGUAAGGCGUAAGUGGCUAAUUUUCACUGUGGCAAGAGAUUAACAAGGUGAUAGUCUUAAUAGUUUAUCCCAUGUUUUAUAGUCCUUGUUAAUUGGCAAAAUCAGUGUGAGUAAUUAUGUGGCAGCAUUGGCAGAUGAUGUAGUUGUUUGCAUAAGCUGACACCAGGGAAGACUGAGAGAUCUUCAGGGACACUGAAAGGAAUCAGCUGAAUGAGAAUAGGAUGAUGAAGUUUAUUGAAGGAAAACAAUGCAUGUUAGAGGGAAGUAGGUCUUAACAGUGUUAUGUUUUCAUUGAUGUCUGAGAGUUAGGUGUCAUUACAGACAACUCUAAAGAUCUCAUUUUGCACCUGAAGUAAAAGAUAAGAGUUGGGCUUCUGUAAGAGUAGUGGUGGUUGAAAACCUUUGGUAUUUAUCAGGAAUAUUUAAUGAAGUUUUGACCAACUCCCUUCUAAAAGGGGAUUAAAAAGUGGUUCAACUUAAGUAUAACUUCUUUUUUUUUUUCUUAGAUUAAAAUAGUAGUUCUUGAAUUAUGGAAGUAGAUAAAUUAGAAUCCUCAAGAUUUUGAGAAGAUUGAUCAUAUUUACCCUCUAAAGGAGACAGUCAAGAUUUGAAGAAAUGUCCAUAAAAACGUUGAUUGAAAAGACAGGAAAAUCUUGCUGCUCCUGUCUCUUCGCAUAACAGCUUGAGAAGUCGCUGUUGAAGCAAGAAGUUAGGAAAAUUGUUCUACUUCAUUUAGGCUACAGAAUUCACAAAUGCAGGAAGAGAUUUCUGUGUAUGGAUGCUGAGAAUACAUUAAAUUUGGAACACUUAACAGAUGCUGCUAAAAUAAAUUAAAGGUUUAAUGCUUUACUUUUUCUUUUGCCUAUUUUGUUUAGGAGAAAAAUACUUUUAUUUAGUUUUUUUUUUUUCUUUAGGGCACCAAUAAAUCUUUCUUAUUCUGGCAGUGGCCCUGAUAUGUUUGGGCUAGUGUCAAGCAUUUUAGAGGAGCCAAGCAAGCCAGAACCAGUUACAGAUUGGAAUUCUCUUUCAAGAUUGUUCCCACCUAUGUGGGCACCUGAUCUUAGAAGCAAUGGUGAAUUCUCAGGGCUCUCAUCUAAGCACUCUGUUGAAAAUAAGGAUUUUUCAAACCUGAUGGGCACACAGAACUACUACCAGGAGCACUACCAGGAACACCUGCAGAAGUCCCAAGAUGUGGAGAUGUUACACAGAGGUUUGGAGGAUCUUCAUCUCAUAGAGUCUUGGCUUUCUCCAUCUAGCCCUUGCACUCAGCCUGAUAAUAUUCUGAAGAACAGUUACCCUGAAAAUUCCUCUUUGCAAAAUAACAACACAAUUCACCAAGAAGGGUUUUCAUUUAAAAAUGUAGACUAUAAUCAGCAUUUGUGCAGUUAUGACAACAUGAGGUUAAAUGGAGACUAUGAAAAAAUUGGUUCCAAUUUUAGCACUUUUUCUUCUCAGAACAGCAUGAAAGAAGGCACUGGCAUUCAGAAAGAGUAUUGGAAAACCGAAAGAGCAAGAGGCAAAGUUAUGAAAAAUGAUGCUCAAGAACAAACAAAGUAUUCCCCUGGUCUUUCCAGUCAGCCUGUUGAUGAUGCUUGGGAUAAAGUGUCCCAGGACAACCACUUGUUUUCUAAAAGAUAUGAGAACUUCACAGCUGCUCAUAAAUUGCAGUCAUCUGUUCAUCCAUCGCUGUAUUUUUUCAAUCAACCCCCUAAAGAAAGUAAUUUUUCUGGAGGGACAAACAGAAAACCACAGGAAACCCACGUGCAAAAUGAUCAUCGUAGCUUUACUUUGGGGGAUGCUUUUAAUAAUAAUGAAUGUAAGAUCCAUAUUAGUCCUAAAGAAUGCUCUCAUAAAGUACCUGAAUACGAUUUAUCUGUAAAAAAUGUUAUGCAAAAUGGGAGUUAUUCAUCGUACCAUGGACGUACGUGGCUGGAUGGGAAAAUUGAAAGUCCAACAGCUGCAUCAGAUGUCACGUAUGGAAAACAAGUGGUAACAAGUCUGCAGUCAUCUUCAGGGGUUUCAGCCAUGCCCGGUGGUUCUCCCACCCAUCAGUCUGUAACACAGUCCUCUUACUACUCACAGAUCUCACCUGUCCUCCCUUCAAGGAAAGAUGGAAGGCUACAAAUAUCAAAUGGUGUUUCUAAUAAUUUGGGAGUUUCUAAUUUCAUCUCAGAAAAUCAGAAGCAAAUGAAACCCAUUGGACGAUCACAGCAUGAUUCAUUGACUAAUAAGGAGGGGCAAUACCGUAAAUUCCCCAUUAAUUUUUCAUCUGACUGGUUAACGCAGCAGAAUGCUGUAAGUGAAGACCCUGAAAAAUACCACAGAUUUCCAAAAAAGCAGACCCAAGAAAAUAGUAAUAAAGAUGAUAGAAAAGGCAGAAGGAAUUGGAUUCCUCAUUUUGGGUAUACAACCCCAAACCGUCAGCAGUUCAAUAUGUUCCGAAAAAAGCAAGAACAGAAUGGUGGUAGCAUGUCAGAUUUCAUCAAUCCUUCUUUUCUUCCUUCUUUCCCAUUAAUGUCUGAUUUUAAGCAAAAUCCCAGCUUUCCUCCUUUUAAUCACCGUCUGUUUUCAUCAGCAAAUAACUUCAGUUUUCCUCCGUCACCAUUUCCAUUCUCAGAACUUGUUGAUCUUUUUCAUUAUGAUGACUUUAGCCACUUGAAUCCCUUCAUCAAUGAUCUGUUCUGUGGGGAGAUAGCUGCACCAUAUUUUGCCUUUCCAACACCAUUUAACAAGUACAGACCUCCAAGAAAUCGCAGUGGACCUGCUAAUGAACUUCAUAUCCGGCUGGAGGAGUGUUAUGAGCAGUGGAGAGCUUUGGAGAAAGAGAGAAAGAAGACUGAAGCUGACCUUGCAAGAAACUUUCCAGGAAAGCGCAUAUCUAGCUCAAAUAACACUCCUGUGUCCCGACUUCCUGCUAACCCGUCACGAGUUGAUCGUUUGAUUGUUGACCAGUUACGAGAACAAGCCAGGGUGCUCACGUUAAUAGGAAAAAUGGAAAGGCUACGUGGUACCCCUGUACACAGUAACAUAUCGACUACGUUGGAACACCAUAUGGAAGCCAUUCACGUUACACAGGCAAGGCGGAAGGAUGAGAUUAUUAAUGCUGCUAAUCCACAGAGACAAGGAGCACCACGUUAUAAUAAUGAGAAAGAUGUUCUGGCUCUGGCAGCUGCCAUUAGAGAGUUGGCUACUUCCACACGCAAGGCUCGUACCGCUUUAUGGUGUGCGUUACAGAUGACUUUGCCAAGAACCUCUUCAAGCAGUCCAGUAAAAGAAGUUGUUGAAAGGGCACUGCAAGAGCUCUAUCCUCCAAACACAAGCACACAAGAAAAAAGCAGCGUGGAGCACGAAAACAAAGGAAGCAAAAAAGAAAACCCUGAGGAACCCAUGAGGAUUCUGGAAUAACAGCUAAUAAUAGUAAUAAUGAUAACAAAAGGGAGACAGAGGCUGAGGACUGGGAGGGAAGGGCAAAGUGUCCUGCAUAGAACCAUGGAAGGUGGUUUUGAUAGGUUAUCAAAAAGCAAAAGAGUUAAAACAACUGAUCAGUGCUGCAAUUCUAUUACUGUGAUUCCGGUGUUGAGAGACACAUCUUGUAAUAGUGUUAAUGCAAUUUUAAUAUUGCUGAUAUUGCAAUGUCUGCUACAUAAGAGUUUUACUAUUAAGAGGAACUAAACAAUAGCUGAGCAUUUCCUUGUGUGCUUAUCCAAAGCUGUGUAUCAGCUGUGAGUCAAGCCAUGACCUGAGAAACCAGAUGUGGUACAACUUAAUUAUCUUUUUUUUGUUAAUGAUACAAUUUAACAUACUUUAAAAAAAAGAUAUAAUCGUUCAGGGUUUUUUUGCACCAUUAUAUAGUUCUUUUAAGUGCCAAAGCGAUCACUAAGUAGUUUGCAUCCUGUCAGGCUGUACAGAGCAAUCCACACUCCUGUAUUGUUUUUGUGACAGGGAGUCAGGUCAUUCAGGUUACCGCUAACAGUUUGACAAGAAUCAUCAGUGUUUAAUGUUGGUUGUGCGAGAUGCUUCAGCAGUUGUGCUGCCAAUUCAGUUUCUAGCUAAACCUUUCUAUAGCAUGUUCCAUUUAAAAUUUUCCAUUUAAGAAAAAAAAGGAUUUUGUAGAUUUGCAGUAAGGACUGCAUUGAAGUACACAUUAGCAGGUGAUAUAAAAUUGUCACUCAGGAUUAGAAAUUAGAUUUAUUGAUUCCUCAGUGGGUUAAAAAACAGUAACUAUAUAACAUAGUAUGCACUUAAUUAAAAAAUUAUUGUUUGUUAAUGUAAGUUCACGGUACUAUAAUUUUCAGAAACAUUCCAUAUUUAUUUUAAUGUGUUUAUUGAAUGUUUAUUUAAAAUUCUAUUUUAGUAAUAUAAAGUUGGAUAUUUUGCCAAAUCUUCCGAAUAAUCAGAUUUAACGAUUUACUCAGGAAAUAUGUAUAUUAUUAUAUAAAUAUACACAUGGUAUAUAGGGAUUUUUUUUGUGGGAAGGGAUGUUUGCAAAAUAUUUACACAAAGCUAACUGUAUACUAGGUUACCAAAGCUGUUUAACUGAUUAAUUUUUCGCAUGGAAGAUUUAAUAUAUUUAAUUGCUGUUAACUAGUCUCCAUUCUGUGGCUUAGACAAUCAGAAGUGUUAUGUAUUGGUGUGAAUGUUCAGGGUGAGACUUAGAAAAGAAUGAAUAAUUCACGUUUUGUUCUUACGGCACUUAUAAAUGUUUUAAUGCUUUAACAACUGUCUUACUGUUACACGAUCUCUUAACGUGUACUAAUAACCAACUAAGCUUCUUAGGUAUCAAAGUAGUAAUGAAUGGCUUUGGAGAGCAGUUCUUUAAAAGUGAAUUAAGUUGGGGAUAUGAGCAAAGUUUGAAAGACAAAAAUGAAGGUUUUUAUGUUCCAUAGCGUUCAGUGUUGAAUUUGACAUAUUGUGGAUAAAUAUAUAAUUGUUUUCAUUAUAUAUAUGUAUUUGGAAAAUGUUCCAGAUGCCGUUCUGUAGUUUUGGAUCUGUGGAUGUUUCUAGAGCAGAUGUAGUCUCCAUAGUACCAUCGAUAACUGUGAUGAGGCAGUAGUACAUACCUUUGGAGGCAAGAGUUAAACAAGCCUCAUUGUAAUCCACUGAAUAAAGCUUAAAAGCAAGAGUUUAAUGGAAAUCAGAAUCUUAGUAUAGCAAGAUAUUUUUUUUUCCCUGAAGAAAGUGAAUUCAACUUAAAAGAAUAUUUUCAGCCUUAGCCUAAAAAUCAGGUAGUGGAGAGAGUUAUUUUAGUGUGAGUGUUUUCUCUGUGUGCAUGUGCAAUUUAUUUGCACAAGCUAAUUUAAGAAGGUUAGAUUUGCGUUCGUGAAACUAAUUAACUAUACUCCAUGGUUUAAAAAGUGGAGUCUGCAGUAUUUCAGUUAAUAAAUAAUUUUGGGUUUUAAUUAUGAUUACUGUGUUGACAGGAAAUCAGAAUUUGAAAGUCUUGAUCAGCUUUUCUGUUUACAGAACAACUGUAGUCCUGCAGGAUUGUUUUGUAGUGGUGAACGUAUAGGGCGUAGUAGGUCCUUAUUGUAUUGCUUUGUGUGUUUUUUAUUAUUGUGAAGGAAUGUGGUCUUAAUUGGUUCAUAAUAUAGUUAAUGUGCCUUUAACAGUCUCAUUUUUCAACAAUGGUAAAUAACUGUAUGCUUGCUUCUGUUUUCAACUGCAGUUUAAAAAUGCAUUUAAAAAAGGUUACAGUGUGACUGCUUUUGACUACAACAGUUAGCAUACGCUGUUAAUGAUGUUCUUGCAUACUGUUAGACCGCCCAGUUACGGGUUCUUUAACAAGUGUAAAGCGCCAUAGCUAUGGAGAGUCGCCAUGGGUCAAAUGUGUUAGUAUCAGAUUUUCCUUGUCAUGCCCUGCAAAUGCGAGCAGCACGUGGUCAUAUUUCAUUUUACCUUGCUCUCUUUUCUUCAUAACAACUCUGGGUCUUCAUAUCAAAAUGACUUUGUCCCCAUUUCUUUAAAUUAUUUGAUUAUGGACAGCUUUAGACCUAUGAAGACAAAAUUCCUUUCAGAAUGUUUCAGUUCUGUUGCUUUAUUACACACCCUUUUAUAUUUCAGGGGAAAAAACACUGUAUUUUGUAAAAUAACCACCUGGAGUUGCAACUCUGUUACAGUCAUAAAAUAUUUCUAGCUGCCUAGUAUUUAAUUUGGCAACAGUGUACAAAUUGCACUGCAUUUUUGGUAUGAAUAAGUAUAAUGCUUCUGGGAUUAGAGACUAAUUGUAUUCACGUUUUAUUGACUUCAGUGGAACCAGAGUUAAGGUAUUAGGUCACACUUAGGCCAGAGAGGUGUUUUUGGUUUGGAGCUGGGUUUGACUUUUUGAAUUUCCACCCCCUGCCCUGAUUUGUGGAGCCAUCAGGUAAAAUUUACUUUAUUCCCUCCUUCUCCCACCCCCAGUUUUGUUGAGAUUUAAUUGUUCUCUUUUUUUCUAUUUCAAUUUAUGCGGUUUAAAUUUUUGAAUGAGGUGAAGAAGAUGGGGUUGUAGCUAGUCAUGGUAGCAGUGGUACUGGAUUGCUCUCGUUGAAGAAAACAGGAUACUUAAGAGUACUUCUCCAGUCAAGAUUAUUAUCAGAGUGUGUGUUUUGAUAGUUGGUAGUGAAUCUUUAAUGCUUUAAAAUCCCAAAUAGAUAGUCCAAUACAACACAUUUAAGAAAUAAAAUUAUUUCUGUAUUCUGUAUAAAUAACUGGAGGCUUCUGGUGAUUGAGCCUUCUUGAUUCCUAGAAGAGGAGCCAGCAUCAGAGUAAGAACAACUUAUUUUCUGGUUGUAGGUUUGGUAUCUCUGCUUUUCUUCUCUAUCCACAGGGUCCCUCUGGCAAUUAUGUCAAUCUGAUAGUAUCUAUAAACUAAAACUAAGAAAUUGGUAUUAGUUUGUCAUUAUUUUUAUUAGAAGAGCAUACAAGGAGAUUGGCUAGGUUCGUGGUGCUUGUCUUGCUGUGGCCUUUUCAGCAGUGUGUCUAAGACUAUUAGUUCCCAAACUACUGCUACUGUUGUUUUUUUUUCUUUCCAGACUGGAUAGUCGUCUUUGCUCUUUGUAUUUACCGCUGCUACUAAUUUUUUUGUCUGUACCUGAAUACAUAUAAUUUGGAAAUGAUUUGCCUUACAGCUUAGAAGUUGAUGCUCUCGUCUUCAUAAUAAGUCUCUUAUUAUUCCUGCUACCUUUUCUCUUUGGUGAAGUAAAUGAAUAGUAGAAGAUGGAGAUUAUGCAAGUGGGAGGCUUUGAGUAACUUGCUGGCCAGAUACUCCAGAAUUUUGUGGAAAGCCUCCUAGCUUUAGGCCUAUGCACUUUUCCAGAAGUGACCAUGAGCACAGCUUCCUGGGGUUAUGUUUAUUUGCUACCCAGGCCUUCUCCCAUUCUCUCUGGGGAAAUAAGGAAAGGGGAGCUACAAGAAGGAAGGAAACACUGAGCCACAGGAAGCCCUCCUUCCAGUGGAUGGGGUCACUCCUCUUUGUGGCUCCUGUGGCCAGAAGGGUGGAGCCUGAGGGGCCAGUCAUCUUUCUUUCCUUUAACUGUUUCCCUUUUCCCCAUCAGCUGCUCACAUGUGCUGUCAGGAUUCAACUGCUGAGACUUGUGGCAGAAUUGGCUUGUUCUUGUCCCGCUCUGGUAGCCAUCCUUCCACCCUUGUAUGUUUUAAUCAUAUGGAAUGGAGCUGCGUACGAGCUUGAGGGGCUAGAACAGGGCUUGGGAACAGUGGGUUCAAAACAGCAGGGUAUGGUCACCACCUCUUGCCUCUCAACUGCUGUCUGUAAGGGAAGAGGACGAAGUAGGAUUUAAGCUCAGCUUUUUCAGACUUAAAAUGACAAAUGGCAAGGAGUCCUUAGCAUAAAGCUUCCAUUGAACUGUUUGGUUUUUAAAUGUUCUUCCUCAAGUGACAGCCUUCAGCUUUGCUCAGUAUGAUAUUCUCAAAUACGCAAUUUAUACGGUCAUAGCUCUAAUUCUGUAGGAAGUUGAAUUUUUUUGUUUAAAUGCUGUAAAGAUUAUGCAACAAACAGACCAUAAGCCUAUAUGUAUUUUUCUAAAAGUUAUACUGCUACCUGCUCUGAAUGGUGAUUUUUUUUUUUUUUCCUCCCCAAUUCUCUGCUUGGGAGCUGUGAUGUCAAAAUGCUGCAUGUUGGAGCAACCCAAAGCAGAGGCGGGGGGGGGGGGGGGGGGGGGGGCGUUGUUCCUUGUAACUAUAUUGCUUUGCCAGUAUACACGAUCUUAAUUUUAAAUUUAGUUUUACAACUCUACUUUAUGGCCACAGUCUUCUAUAGAUUUUUUUUUUUCCUAAUAGUCAUUAAAGUGGAAAAACUUGAGUUCCUGAUUAAGUAUCUCUUCAAGAAAAUACGUUAUAUUGAACAAGAACAGGGAAUACUGUACAUCAGUGAAUACAUGAGAGCAAUUGACUUUCAACUAUAUUUUUUUUUUUUAAAUAGGUGCAUUUGCAGUUAGGCUACUGAAGAGAUGAGCAUGGUCCUGCUUCCAUUGAAGCCAGCAGCUUUAACAGAUUUUUGUCUUUGUCUGACUGCUUUGCUUUACUGGCAUGGUAUCUCGAGUUAAGUAGGCUCUUUGUAAAUACGAGCUUAGUAGUUCACCUUGAACAUUUGUUACCAAGAAACUCUAGAAGGAUGUGUUCCCAGCCUUUUUUAUAAGGUUUCUCACUACACUGACAACUUGGAAUUAGCAGGAUAAUUUUGCUUUCUUUUAGAGCUGAGGAACGUACCUACUGCAGAAACUUUGGCCAAAAUGAAUUUGUGGGUUUCUGAGAAUUUUGCACCUUGUUUUAUCCUGAUCUGCUUCAAUGGAAAUAUAGCCUUAACUGUACUAAGUGCUUGAUUUAUUUCCUGUGCAGUUUAUCCAUCUCGGUCACCAGCACUUUUUGUUGUGUGGAACAUUAUAUAGAAAUCAGGCAUCUCUUAUUUUUUUGGUAGAUACUGCUUUCUAAUUCUUCAUAUAGAAUUGAAAGUCCUUAUUUUUCUUCAUUAGCAAUACUGUAAUCAAAGGUGCAAAAAAAAAAAAAAGAUGCAUUUAAUGUAUGUAGUCUGUGCUGUUAGAGAUUGAAAAUGUAUCAGGUUAGGAACAACUUUAAAAAAGUAAUUGAGGAACUGGAGCUAUAAGUCCUAUUUGCUUGUUUGCCAAAUGAGCUAUAAAAAGGAAAAUAUUUGCAUAUAGUGUGUACAAAGCUUGUUAGAGAGAAUGGAUAAAUCAGAGUCAACUUAAAAUCAUUGCCAGACAAAGAUUGCUUUACAUUUUUUUACUGUAUAAAGUACAACCAAUUUAAAACUUGUUUAUGCACAGUAAUAACUUAAUGAGCAUAGUUUUUUUUCACAGAAUUAGGCUAUUUCCAAUAUAUAUGGGAAAAAUAAGUUUCCUUUUAUUUUUAUGACAGAUAUACAAAGAUUAAUAGUGUCUAUAUUUUAAUAUACUAUUUGGUGUCUGAAGUAUAUCUUUUACAUGUUUGUUGGUCAAACUCAUUUACUUAAUAGCAAAUUUUACACUGCUAGUGAAAUAUUACUGAAGGAGGAUUUUGUGAGUUGAUCCAUUCAGUACGCCCAACAGAAAUAUGUGAAAGUAUAAUUUAGCUUAAAAAAAGUCAAUUGUUGAUUAUGCGAUAUUUUAAUCAUUAAUCAGUUUAGGCUUAUUUUUCUGUAAAACAACUGUGGAUGUUUGAACGCUGCAAAAAUCUUACUUCUACCUCUUGUGUAACAUUCUUUAAUUAUACUUCACAGAUCUCUCUGGGAUGUACUUUGAUAUUACAGGGUGUUGGUUCACUUAACUUGUGAAUUUCAUGUGUUUUUCCUUUUAUUUUUUUUUCUUCUGUUAGUUGUUUUCUGCGGAACACCGGGAUGCCUUGUGGCUGGGGCUGGGUUAUGUUCACUUGUGUAAAGCAGCUUCAGGCAAACUGUACACACUGACACACGGUUUCUACUAAGCAAAAGGUACAACGGUCAGAGGAGAUUGUAAGGUUUGUGUUACAUGUAUGAAAGUCUCUGAAAUAUGAGAAUUCUGUAAUAAAUCAUGGCCAGUGUAAUUUUCUAGUAUUUUUAUGUAUGUGAUUUGAUUCCUUUUAUUUAAAUAAUAAACCGUGUUGUAUGUAUGUCCAUAAU